CUUGACCAUCUAAUACAUGCAGGGGCAGUUCCAGUUAUAACAGGUACUUGGAUACAUAAAUACCACAUCUUAAACCCUUAGUCAUCCCGGAAAAUCUUAUCAAACCUAAUCCGCACCCCACUAAAAUUCGCUAUCGAUUGGUGUAUCGCGAUUCGCAACUCGCAAACCCGCAACUCUGCCGUCAAAUUCGAGAUACUCGAAGUUACCUAUAUAACAGACGAUACCUCUCUCCCCAUUGAAGCGGCAAUCCCCGUCGAGCUCGACUCCGCCCCCGUUUGUUCUGUAACCGGGUCGACGCGGUUUGACGAGCGACUGAAUAACAUAACGUUCUCGUGCGCUCCAUGUGAGCAAAGCAGCCGACGACAAGAUGCUGUACGAGCUAAUUGGAAUCGUCCGACCCGGCAACCUCGCCGAGGUAAAAGAAAUCGUCCUAACAGCCGGCCAACUAAUCCUACAACAAAAAGGCGUCAUCCGCGGAAUCUCCAACUGGGGCGUCUUCCUGCUCCCCAAGGCCACCAGCGUGCACCAGAUGCGGCACCACUCCGGCCACUACUUCGCCAUGCGCUUCGACGCCAGCGUCGGCACCCAGCAGGCCGUGCGCAACAUGUUGGCCCUCGACCCCCGCAUGAUCCGCCACGCCUCCGUCAAGCUGGGCGACGGGAAACUAAGCACCAUGAGCCGAUUCGGCGGGCCGGAGUGGUCGUCGACCUAGCUUAUCUCGCAGACGAGCCGAGGGAGAUGAUAAGAAGAGAUGAUGAGACUAGGCUAAGGUCUCGGAGUCUGGGAGUGAGUGGUGUUGUAUAUGUAUAAUACGUCUACUCGCUUUACUCAGCCUUCUGUCUUCCCGUGUUAGAGGAGGAUAGAUAGAUAGAUCAUUUCCGUAACCAUGUGCACGAGAGCAAUGGUUAGUAUCGGAGCAGCGGUAAAAGAGGGCUCCUAUAUCUAGUAGCCGGGGAAUAGCAACGACGACGCAUGUCAGGGGGCUUGGAUGAUAUGAACCGUUGAUCUGGCUACGGAUUCGCUUGCUCGCUGUAUAAAUAUGACAUGAUAUGAGGAACAUACAAGGUAUAUAUACCAGGAGCAUAAAUACAGACAUGUGAAAGACAACGUAAUAGAUACGUGCGCGU
This is a messenger RNA of Daldinia loculata, 1127 nucleotides long. Its product is annotated as ribosomal protein S6. Gene Ontology annotation, molecular function: small ribosomal subunit rRNA binding; structural constituent of ribosome. The record is from RefSeq and is a predicted model, not a curated record. The transcript has 3 exons. Bases 368 to 712 code for a protein of 114 amino acids. NCBI's taxonomy places the organism in Eukaryota, Fungi, Ascomycota, Sordariomycetes, Xylariales, Hypoxylaceae. Gene Ontology annotation, cellular component: ribosome; mitochondrial small ribosomal subunit. Gene Ontology annotation, biological process: translation.